UUCAGUUUCAGUUUUCUUCAACAGAGAAGAGCUUUAGCAUUGCACAAGAUGACCCGCUUAGGUGCUUCCUGUCCAAAUUCAUUCCUGUCCUUGUCUUCUUCAUGUUCUCAUGCUCAUUGCCAUUAGCAACAAGUGAUGAUACUGAUACAGAUCGGCAAGCCCUCCUCUGCUUCAAGUAUCAAAUCUAUGAUCCUACUGGAGCCUUAAGCUCUUGGAGCAACACAUCCCUUAACUUCUGCAAUUGGAGCGGAGUUUCAUGCAGCACACGGACUCCAUUGCGAGUAACAGCACUAAACCUCAGCUCUCUAGGCCUUGGUGGCUCAAUACCACCUUGCAUAGGCAACCUGAGCUCCAUUGCAAGCCUUGAUUUGUUGAGCAAUUUCUUUCGCGGAAGUAUCCCGACUGAGCUCGGACGACUGAGCCAAAUCAUCUACCUCAACCUGAGCAUCAACUCUAUUGGUAACAUACCAUCAUUGUUGGGCAGCAGCCCAUCCCUUGUCAACGUCGAUCUUGGGGCCAAUCAGCUAACAGGAGGAAUACCAGAGUUCUUGGCUAAUAGCUCAUCUCUUCAAGUUCUUAGGCUCAUGCAAAAUAGCCUUACUGGAAAGAUCCCUCCAUCAUUCUUGAAUAGCACAACUCUGACUACAAUUUACCUCCAGAGUAACAAUUUAGUUGGUUCCAUACCACCAGUUACAGCAACUGCUGCACCUAUUAAAAUACUGAGUCUAGCCCAAAAUAGACUUACUGGUGAGAUACCGGCCUCAUUGGGCAACCUUUCAUCCCUGAUUCGUCUAUCACUUGCUGUAAACAAUUUGGUAGGAAGCAUCCCAGAGAGCCUAAGUAGCAUUCCUUCUUUGGAGAGGCUGAUUCUCUCGAUCAACCACCUCUCUGGAUCAGUACCCCAGUCAAUUUUCAACAUUUCAUCUUUGAAAUUUCUCGAAAUGGCCAAUAACUCACUCACCGCACAACUUCCACCAAACAUUGGUUACAUGCUUCCAAACCUUCAGAGCUUAAUCUUAUCAACAACACGCAUGAGUGGACACAUCCCGGCUUCUCUUCUCAAUGCAUCCAAGCUAGAAAUGAUUUAUCUUUCAGGUACUGGACUCACGGGAGAAGUGCCAUCCUUUGGGUCCUUGUCAAACCUGCGGGAGCUUGACCUUUCAUAUAACCACCUUGAAGCAGGUGACUGGAGCUUUCUCUCAUCCCUUUCAAACUGCACUCAAUUGAAAAGAUUGUUCUUGGAUGGGAAUGGUAUGCACGGAAGAUUGCCGAGUUCUAUUGGCAAUCUCCCCUCGUAUCUCGAGUGGCUGUGGCUCAAUGAAAACAAAUUUUCUGGAACAAUUCCAUUGGAGAUAGGAAAUCUUAGGAGCCUCAGAAUGCUGCAUAUGGAUUUGAACCUGUUCACUGGCAGUAUCCCACCUACCAUAGGAAAUCUAAGCAAUUUGUUGGUUCUAAGCUUUGCACAAAAUGACCUCUCUGGAAAUGUUCCUGACUCCAUUGGAAAACUUGCACAAAUAAAUGAGUUUUAUCUAGAUGGGAACAACUUCAUUGGGGGCAUACCUGCAAGUUUGGGACAAUGGAGACAGUUAGAGCAGCUGGAUCUGUCUCAUAAUUUGUUUGAUGGAAGCAUACCAAGUGAACUCUUCAAUAUUUCAUCACUUUCACUAAACUUAGACUUGUCACACAAUUUCUUUACUGGGCAGAUACCAGUGAAGAUUGGCAGCCUCAUUAAUCUUGGAAGCAUUAGUAUUUCCAACAACCGCUUGACUGGUGGCAUUCCAUCCACCCUAGGGAUGUGCGUGCUUUUGGAAAACAUCAGGGACAUGGAUCUCUCUUGCAACAAGUUGUCAGGGAAAAUUCCGGAGUUCCUGGCCUCGUUAAUUUCUUUGCAGGGACUCAACCUUUCAUUCAAUGAUUUCGAAGGACCAAUACCAUCAAGUGUUAUCCUUGGCAAUUCUAGCAGGGUUUCCCUGCAAGGAAACCCCAGGUUAUGUGCAAAUGCUCUAGGGUCAAGCCUGCCCCUUUGUCCAGGAUUGGGAAUGAAGGGAAAAAACAAGUCUAUUCUUUUGAAGAUUGUGAUCCCAAUUGUAGUGUCUGCUGUAACAAUUUCGUUAUUAUGUUUAGUUGCUAUUCUUGUCAGGAGAAGGAAAGAGCAUAAUUUGCAACAUUCCAGUGUGCACCUAGAGAAAAUAACAUAUGAAGACAUUGCCAAGGCCACUAAUGGGUUCUCUCCAGUUAACAUGGUUGGCUUGGGAUCCUUUGGAGCUGUUUACAAAGGAAUUUUGCCGUUCGGGAAUGAUCCAGUUGCCAUUAAGGUUUUCAACCUCAACCAGUAUGGAGCACCCAAAAGUUUCAUUGCAGAGUGCCAAGCAUUAAGAAAUACUCGCCAUCGGAAUCUUGUCAAAAUCAUUACUUCAUGCUCCAUGAUUGAUAAAACUGGCUUCGAUUUCAAGGCACUUAUUUUUCAGUAUAUGCCUAAUGGGAGCCUCGAAAGGUGGGUACACCCAGACAAACAUGGGUAUGAUAGCCAAAGAUUCCUAAGUUUGGGAGAAAGGAUCAACAUAGCCCUGGACAUUGCAUAUGCUUUAGACUAUCUCCAUAACCAAUGUACAACUCCAGUAGUACAUUGUGACCUGAAGCCAACAGUGCAUCCGAACGGGCUGAAUGUCCUUUUAGAUCUUGACAUGACUGCAAAUGUCAGCGACUUUGGGUUAGCAAGAUUUAUGUGUGCUACUUCAACUGCAGCACCAGCUAACUCUACAAGUUUUUCGAAGCUAAAAGGAUCAAUUGGAUAUAUUGCACCAGAGUAUGGCAUGGGCGGACAGAUAUCAAUGAAGGGUGAUGUGUACAGCUAUGGGGUUAUUCUGUUAGAGAUGUUUACUGGAAAGUGCCCUACUGAUGAGAAAUUCAUAGAUGGCAUGAGCCUACACAAACACGUCGCUACAGAAUUUCCCCAUGGGGUAGCUGAGAUUUUAGACCCCAUUAUGCUACAGAAUGACCUGGACAGAGGAAAUUCAGAAAUGGUGCAGAGCUGCGCUCUCCCAAUGCUAAAGUUGGGCCUCUUAUGCUCCAUGACAUCACCGCAAGAUCGACUAGGAAUGACGCAAGUUUGUGCUGCAAUACUUGACAUCAAGCACGCAUUCCUCGAGCUUCGCAGUGCGGAGAGUCAAGUGUGAUAGAUUAGUAAAGCCAUAUGUACAUCACAGAACCAAAGCUCAGCACUGAAGUCUA
Molecule: messenger RNA, 3231 nt
Organism: Panicum virgatum (switchgrass)
Lineage: Eukaryota; Viridiplantae; Streptophyta; Magnoliopsida; Poales; Poaceae
Product: probable LRR receptor-like serine/threonine-protein kinase At3g47570
Exons: 5
Coding region: 102-3176 (1024 amino acids)
Biological process (GO): protein phosphorylation
Molecular function (GO): protein kinase activity; ATP binding; protein binding
Source: RefSeq, a predicted model, not a curated record